Messenger RNA from Monomorium pharaonis (pharaoh ant), 612 nucleotides. RefSeq lists its product as uncharacterized. NCBI's taxonomy places the organism in Eukaryota, Metazoa, Arthropoda, Insecta, Hymenoptera, Formicidae. The transcript is spliced from 3 exons. The record is from RefSeq and is a predicted model, not a curated record. Bases 219 to 527 code for a protein of 102 amino acids.
GGGCAGGACUAAUGCUGAUAUAAUUUUUCUUUCUCUUAUCUUCUUGGCUGUCGUCACGUGUGAUAUCGCACAUUUUGCUUUGUGCUUAUUCGUGCAGAAAUCGAAAUAUUCUAAAAAUUUUUACGCCAGGAGGGAGUAAUGAUACAUAAAAGUCAUGUUAAAUCCGUCUAUAGUCAAUUUAUUCUUCUUCCUGGUGAUUCUUUAAGCAAAAAAGUGAGAUGAAGAAUUAUGCAUAUUCAAUUUUCCUGAUGUGUGGACUGACUUAUUUUGCUAUCCAAGUACAAGGUGACUGCCAAUUCGGAUCCGAGGUUUUAAAAGUUGGUGUAAAAACAAUUCCUCCAUGCAGUGGGAUAGUUUGUGAACCUACUGGUGAAAUUUAUACAGUUAAAUGUGCGCAACCAAAGCGGCAUGUGUGUAGAGCAGAUGAAGAACCUUUGGGUCAUUUAUAUGAGGAUCCUACCAAACCAUAUCCACAUUGCUGUCCAGCAACUAUUUGUGUACCUCGUAGAGACAUCUACGGAUAUUAAAAGGGAAGAAUUAGAUUACGCGUAACAGAAUAUUCUGUACUUGGAAGUGUUGUUAUAAAUAAAUGUUGUUUUUUAUAAUUUCAAA